CUCUGCCGCUGUUUCACACUGGUAAGGUGGCAAGAUGGCGUCAGAACCGAACAAGACUGAAAUUCUUACGAUUUUUAAAAGACUGCGGUCGGUCCCCACAAAUAAGGCCUGCUUUGACUGUGCUGCUAAGAAUCCAAGCUGGGCUAGUAUUCCUUAUGGAGUUUUCCUUUGCAUUGACUGCUCAGGGAUCCACCGUUCACUUGGUGUGCACCUAAGCUUUAUCAGAUCCACAGAGCUCGACUCUAACUGGAAUUGGUUUCAGCUGAGAUGUAUGCAGGUCGGCGGGAAUGCCAAUGCGACCGCCUUCUUCCGCCAGCAUGGCUGCACCACCAACGACACCAAUGCGAAGUACAACAGCCGCGCAGCGCAGAUGUACCGGGAGAAGAUCCGGCAGCUAGGCCAGGCCGCCCUCUCCAAAUAUGGCACUAAUCUUUGGAUCGAUACUUCAGGAAGUGCUCAUACUCCAGCACCAGAGAAAAAAGAGACGGAUUUCUUUGACGAGCACACUCAGCCUGCCAACAGGUGGAACAUGUCCUCCCCUCCUCUGUCAGAGCAGAACGGCGCGGUUACUGGUGCGCUUCAGCCCGAGCAGGACAGUGGUGUGCCCGAAAUGAUUGCUGCCCAGCUAGAGGAUGGCCCCAGCACUGAAGGGUUAAGCUCAGAUGCAAAGACCACUAUAGACGACUCGAUGAGGUUGACGUCUGGUGAGCCGGAGCCUCUUUCAGAAGUGAGACCAUGCAUUAUUGGGAAGAAGAAACCAACCACUGCAAAAAAAGGGCUUGGUGCCAAGAAGGGCUUGGGGGCCCAGAAGGUGAGCAGUCAGAGCUUCAGUGAGGUGGAGAAGCAAGCGCACGUGGCAGAGAAGAUGAGGGAGGAGCAGGUGGCCGAGGCCAAGAAACAGGCUGAGGAGUCCAUUGUGGCAUCCAUGCGUCUGGCCUACAAAGAGCUGGAGAUUGACAGGAAGAUGGAGGAGAAGCGGCUGCAGAACCUGCAAGGGAAGAAACGGGAGCAGGCUGAGCGGCUGGGCAUGGGCCUGGGCACCAGGAGUGUCGUCUCUCACUCUGUGAUGUCAGAGAUGCAAGUAAUUGAGCAGGAGACCCCAGUGGGGUCAAAGUCUUCCUCUCGCUCCAAACUGGACAUGUUUGAUGAGCCGGGGUUUACCUCUGGACCACCAAAGUACAAGGACAACCCUUUCACAACCGGAGACAGCUUUGGCUCACGGUGGGAUACGGAUUCAGGCUCCGCCUCUUUCUCUUCCUCCUGGGUUUUGGAGAAGGAGGAGCCUAAAGAAACCGAAGUGACCAUCUCGAGCAUCCAGCCAAUCGGAGAAAGGUUGCCUAACAGGCGGAAGCCGGACAUUUCUGCCCCCGUCGCAGAGUCUAGCGAGGCACGGCAGAAGUUCGCUAAUGCUAAAGCCAUCUCUUCUGACAUGUUUUUUGGCCGGGAAAGCAACGCUGAGUAUGAAGCAAAAGUUCGUCUGGAGAGUAUGUCUGGUAAUACCUCCAUUAGUUCUGCUGACCUGUUUGGAGAUGGUAGCAGUCGCUCAGGAGCAUCAGGGUUCGAGAGCGUGCUUCCCUCUGGGCCGGACAUUGCCCAGUUUAAGCAGGGUGUGAAAACAGUGGCUGGGAAGAUGGCCGUAUUGGCUAACGGAGUUAUGAACACCAUUCAGGAUCGCUACGGUUCCUACUGAAAAGACUGCAUGAUUCGGAAAGGAAAUGACAUCACACAGGACUUGACACACUGCUUACUGUAUGGGGGCUUGUUUUUCCUCUCAUGUCUUUACAUGAAGGAAAGAGAAAAUGGAGAGAGCCAAAGAAAGGGCAAGAGAUCUGCCUGUCUUCUCUUCAGUCUGUCCCCCAGAUCUUUGUAGAUUUUCACUGACCACCCUGGAUGACAGUAUUUUCAUUUUCAUUUUUUUUUUCCUCCCCUCCCAAAAUGUGUUUUAUUUUCAGAUAAAAGACAAAAGCACUGAAAGGUGUAGAAUUUGUUUUUCAGAACCAUGGUGCUUUCUGUUGAAACUAACAGUCCUGUUUUCUAUGCCAUUUACUGGUCUAAGAUUUCAAAUGGUUGAUUUAAAAAAAAAAAAAAAAAAAAGAAAAAAAAGGGGAAAAAAAAAAAGUUCGUUCUAAAAUGCAUAACCAACCUUACGCUUAGCUCUACCAUGUUGUCAUGGCUUUCUUUUUUUGUAUUUAAAAUCAUUCUCUAUAUGGACUGGCGUAAAGAGUAGUGCAUCCACCUCACAGAGGGAAUCGAAGCCUGUAAUAUUUAAGUUUCAAAUGACAUAAUGAAGCAUUUCACUCGGUGUUGACACGGGCCGAGUUUGAUUGACAGGGGACAGGGACGUUGCCCUUUUCUGAAUGGGCGAAGUAGAUCUGUGGCAUCCAACAAUUCAAGAUUUUGUUUCAAGUGAUAAUUAACAAGCGUAUGUGCAAUACGGCCCCCGCAUGUUUGAAUGAGCAUGACGGUAUGUGGGUGGACACUGGGCGUUCCCAGCAGCGGGUCGUUCCUCACGGCUUACAGAAACCACUUUAGUAAUGGGCACUCUUUAUCCAAGCGUGACGAUAUGGGCCUGAGCUUGUGAUGCUCCAGCAAAUCUGAGUCUCACGUCCCAGUUUCUGCCAUUCUAAACCACCCCCCCCCCCAGUUCAACAAGGUAUGUGGUGGUUUGUUUGGUGUGUUUUGGUUUUUUUUCCAACUUUUUGCAACAGUUACAGGGAUACAUUUAGGCUUUUCAGCAAAAUCAUGUUCCCUCAGAAUGAUCUGCCUGUCACUUUGUUCCCUAGUGCAAAAUCUGAAAAAUAAAGGAUAAUCCAACCUCA
This is a messenger RNA of Electrophorus electricus (electric eel), 2819 nucleotides long. RefSeq names its product ADP-ribosylation factor GTPase activating protein 2 (gene arfgap2). NCBI's taxonomy places the organism in Eukaryota, Metazoa, Chordata, Actinopteri, Gymnotiformes, Gymnotidae. Gene Ontology annotation, molecular function: GTPase activator activity. Gene Ontology annotation, biological process: COPI coating of Golgi vesicle. The record is from RefSeq and is a predicted model, not a curated record.